Solanum pennellii is the source of this 947-nucleotide messenger RNA. RefSeq lists its product as uncharacterized. Bases 145 to 756 code for a protein of 203 amino acids. The transcript has 2 exons. Lineage: Eukaryota; Viridiplantae; Streptophyta; Magnoliopsida; Solanales; Solanaceae. The record is from RefSeq and is a predicted model, not a curated record.
AAAUAUUAAACAAACGUAGCUACCUACCCAUAUGUCUGCAAAAAUAUAAUUUUAAUUUUUUCCCCAAAUUUUUGCUACUCAAAAAGAACAACUUUUAAUCGGCGGCGACUGUGAUCUCGCCGGAAAAUCUUUUGCCGGCUAAGUAUGUUGUCAUCUACAUUGAAACCAGUAGUGAGUUCACUUCCUACAGUGUCAGAACCAAAUGGCUCUCAAACAAGAUCAGCACCUUCAUUAGCAAUGUUGAAGCUGAACAAAACUAUCUUUUCUCCCCUUCAGUUGACAGGCAAUGGAAAGGAGUUACCUCGGCAGGAGACAACCGCAACUGCUGUUUCAAGAAGAGAAUUGAUAGGUUUGGCAGCUACAACAUUAGGUGGACUUGCCCUUUUCGCUGCAGAACCUGCUGAGGCUGUUGAAAUAGCUGAUAUCGGGAACUCAAUCAAGGAGUUGUUUGGAUUUCUCAAAGGCAAACCAAAAACAGGAGCUGACAACGAAAAUAAACCAAAGAGCGAAACUGAUGACAAGAAACCAAAAAUAGAAACCCUUGGAAACAAACCAAAGAUUGAAGCUGAUGAAAAGAAGUCAAAAGUUGAUAACCAUGGAAACAAACCAAAGGUUGAAGUUGAUGAAAAGAAGCCAAAAGAUGAAGACGAUAAGAAGGCGGCAUCAACCCCUCAUCACUCAGAGAAGGAAAAAGUGUCAUCUUCUUCUGCUGAUGCACCAGCCCUUCCCAGCAUUUUGAAUAACACAGUUACCUAACUUCUCAUUUACAAAUGCUGUUGUGCUCAGAUACAUUUUCAAGAAACUUGACAAUCUUUUCUAAUGCUACAAUUCAUUGUUGCUAAACUCAUGUCUAAAUGAAACCUUAGACAAGGUUUGUAUAGGUCAAUGAGUUAAAUGUCAAGACUAUUGAAGUACUUUUCAUUUCAAAGAUUCUCAUUUUAUCUGUC